GAUCGUCUAACCUGGACAUCAUCUCGAUAGUCGGGAUGGGUGGUAUUGGCAAGACGACUCUCUCAAGAAAUUUGUAUAAUGAUCGGCUUAUUGAGGAUCGUUUUGAUACUCGUGCCUGGGUUGUUGUAUCCCAGGACUACCACGUGGAAGAUGUGUUUAUGGUUCUCGUAAAUUCCACGGGAAAGGAUGGUAGUGAAGUGCAUGAGAAGAGCGCUGAAGAAUUAGCUGAUCGUCUGUACAAAAAUUUGAAGGGUAGGAGGUACCUCAUCGUGAUGGAUGAUGUUUGGGACACCAAAGCCUGGGAUGAUGUCAAGAGGUUCUUUCCAGAUGAUAAUAAUAGCAGCAGGGUCAUUUUAACUACUCGUGAGUCGGAAGUGGCUGUAUAUGCCAACCCUGGAAGCUCUAUUCAUCACAUGAGCCUUCUUAGCCCAGAAGCAAGUUGGGAUCUAUUGCGUGAGACGGUAUUUGGACAAGAGGAUGGCCCUUAUGAAUUGGAGAAAAUUGGACGUGAGAUUGCAGAAAAUUGCAGAGGGCUUCCACUUGCAAUUGUUGUGAUCGGUGGCCUCCUCUCUAGAGACAUCAAGGGAGAAAACUGGGAGCACAUUGCGCAAGACGUUUAUUCAGCCAUGGCUAGAAAUGAUGGCGAUCAGUUUAUGGAGAUACUAUCUUUAAGUUAUAAUUCCUUGUCCCAUCAUCUGAAACCAUGUUUUCUUUAUAUGGGAGUAUUCCCCGAAGAUUAUGAGAUAUUCGUCUCCCAACUCAUCAAGCAAUGGGUUGCAGAGGGAUUCAUAAAACCUAGAACCCCUAAAAGUCUCGAAGAGUUGGCAGAGGAUUAUUUGAGUGAUCUUAUCAACAGAAGUCUUGUUGAGGUUCGUAGGAGAAAGCAUAAUGGUGAAAUUAAAACCUUAAUCAUCCAUGAUAUGUUGAGGGAAUUGUGUUUGAGAAAAGCUCGGGAUGAGAAAUUUCUUCAGAUAAUGAAAUCACAGAGUCAUGGUUUUCCACAAGAUAGAAAGAAUCAGCGGCGUGUGAGUAUUCACUCUGAUCGUUUGCUUCCCCUGAACGUUGUUCAUGACUCGUAUCUCCGUUCUCUUGUUUAUUUUUGUGAUCUUCAUUCCAGUAAUCACUUAGUGUCCUUUAUUGUGAGUUUUAGACUGCUCAAGGUAUUGAAUGCACUUACAAUAAGGUUCAGUGAGUUUCCAUUUGGAAUACUGGAGUUAGUUCAUUUAGAAUUCCUUGCAUUUUGCUAUACAAAUAAGCUAUGGUUGCCUGCAUCCAUACGCAAACUCCGGAAUCUUCAAACUUUAGUUGUUUAUCUAAGGGAUGUCAGCAUGUUCCACCCAGACGACACUUUAUAUCUACCAUCGAGCAUAUGGGAGAUGCCAAAACUGAGGCAUCUUAUGUUCGAAAGAGGCUUCUUGCGUUCCUCUUCUUUUGAAGAAAUCAAAGGGGUUCUGGAGAAUCUUCAAACACUUUCAGAUGUAACCAACUUGAAAUGCACCAAGGAAGUCUUGGAAACCAUGCCGAAUCUAAAGAAGUUGGGAAUUUCAUACGUCCACGACACUCUCACCGAAUGGUCAUCCUAUGAGUUCAACAACUUCAUCUACCUACACAAACUUGAAACGUUGAAGUGCGUCUUCGUUACCAGGGAUGCUUCAGCUAGGCAACCUUUGCCUUUAAAUCUCGCUUUCCCUCCAAAUCUCAAGAAGCUGACUCUCAGUGGUUGCAGAAUUUCUUGGGAGAAAAUGAUUGUUGUUGGUUCGUUACCCAAUCUUGAAGUGCUAAAACUGAGAGAUAAUGCCUUUGAGGGAUCGGUGUGAAAACCAAAUGAAGGGGAAUUCACUAAAUUAAAGUAUCUGCUCAUUGAGUCAAACCGGUUAGAGCAUUGGUGUGCUGAUCCUACACAUUUUCCACAACUUCAACACUUGUGUCUCAAUUUUUGCUCUUGGUUAAAAGCAAUCCCUCAAGGAAUUGGAGAUGUUGCAAGUCUUGAAAUGAUUGAGUUGUUUGAAUGUAGCUCAUCUGCUGUGGCCUCAGCAAUGCUGAUACAAGAGGAACAACAAAGCUUGGGGAACGAAGGCCUUAGAGUUCGUAUCAAUUCCUAUGAUGAUUAUUUCAAGGCUCGUCGCAACACCUCUCUAGGGAAGGUAAGAACCUGAACGUGUAGAUGCAGUGGCAAUUGGUCUGCACAAAUAUUUAUUCGAUUGGCAUGUAAAAUGUUGUACGUAUCUCGGUUGCAUGAGGCGUAGAUAGUACUCUUGUGGACUCUGAAAAGCAA
Molecule: messenger RNA, 2275 nt
Organism: Sesamum indicum (sesame)
Lineage: Eukaryota; Viridiplantae; Streptophyta; Magnoliopsida; Lamiales; Pedaliaceae
Source: RefSeq, a predicted model, not a curated record